AGGAGCGGGCGGUGCUGAGGAGGAGGUGGUGCUGAGGGGGGCGGCGCUGUGGAGAGGGCGCGGGGCGCUGGAGAGCGCUGAGGAGAGGACAGCGCCUAAGAGGACCCGCCGCCGCCGCCGUCUCCGCCGCUGCCUCUGCCUCCGGACCGAGAACGAGGGCCAGGACGCCGAGUCUACAGGCCGAGAACAUUCCGGAAUCCAUACUGCUUUCAGGAGCAUCUCUAGGAAUCCCCUGGUCUUAUUCCUCUAGACGCAAGAUGGCUGAACUCAAUACUCAUGUGAAUGUCAAGGAAAAGGGAACCAGGCCUGGACACAUUGGGGAGCCACUGUCACAUCCCUGAAGAAGUGGCAUCUACAUCACCUCAUCUGUUCCUAGAGAUGCAGUCUUGAGACCCACACCCCAAGCUUCUGAAUCAGAGCUGCAUGCCAGUCAGAUGCCCAAGGAGUGAGGGGUAUAAAGUUUGGAAAGCUACAACUAGACUAUCUCUAAGAUCUAUGCAGUGAGAUCAGUAGUUCCCAACAAAAGCAAUAAUGAAAUAGUCCUGGUGCUACAGCAGUUUGAUUUUAAUGUGGAUAAAGCUGUCCAGGCCUUCGUCGAUGGCAGUGCAAUUCAAGUUCUGAAAGAAUGGAAUAUGACAGGAAAAAAGAAGAAUAAUAAAAGAAAAAGAAGCAAGUCCAAGCAGCAUCAAGGCAACCAAGAUGCUAAGGACAAGGCAGAGAGGCCCGAGGCGGGGCCCACACCGCGGCAGGCCCCAGUGCUGCAGGCCCCGGUACAGAGCGGCCUGGCUGGUGGCUGUGAGAAGGACAGCUCAUCCACAGACUCGGCCGGAGAGAGGCCCGCCCUGCCCCCCCGGCAGAAGAAGAUCUCCAUCCUCGAUGAGCCCCCCAAGGCACUGCACGGGCUUGCAGAAAGCAGCAGGCUACUGCAGCAGAAACUGUCCUUAGAUGGGAACCCUAAACCUAUUCAUGGAACUGCAGAGAGGUCAGAUGGCCCACAGUGGUCAGCUGAGCAGCCCUGGAGCCCCAGCAAGCCCAAGGCAAAAACAUCUGUUAAGUCCAAUGCCCCCGCAGCUCAUCUUGAGAUAAAACCAGAUGAGCUGGCAAAGAAAAGAGGCCCAAAUAUUGAAAAAUCAGUGAAGGAUCUGCAACGCUGCACUGUUUCCCUAACCAGAUACCGUGUCAUGAUCAAGGAGGAAGUGGACAGCUCUGUGAAGAAGAUCAAGGCCGCUUUUGCUGAGUUGCACAACUGCAUCAUUGACAAAGAAGUUUCAUUAAUGGCAGAAAUGGACAAAGUAAAAGAAGAAGCCAUGGAAAUCCUGACUGCUCGUCAGAAGAAAGCAGAAGAACUAAAGAGGCUUACGGAUCUAGCCAGUCAGAUGGCGGAGCUGCAGCUGGCCGAACUCAGGGCAGAGAUCAAGCACUUUGUCAGUGAGCGUAAAUACGAUGAAGAGUUGGGGAAGGCCGCACGGUUCUCCUGUGAUAUUGAACAGCUGAAGUCCCAAAUCAUGCUCUGCGGAGAAAUCACUCACCCAAAGAACAGCUACUCCUCUCGCGCACCCUGCAGCUCCCUGCUGCCUCUUCUCAGCACCCACGCAGCCGGCUCAGGGAGGCAGAGUGGUUUCGCCCGGAAGUCACUCAACCACAGCAAGGGCGCUGAGGUCAAAGCCGCCAACCCCAAGCUGCCAGGUGGCCUUCCCGGAGCCACAGAGCCCUCUCACCAGGCCACGCCAGCUGCCAAGCAGAAUGGACCUUCUAGUCAAAGACGGAGAUUUAAUCCUCAGUACCAUAAUAACAGGCUAAAUACGCCCACCAAGUUGCAGGGCGGUAACGACGCUGACCCUGUGGCAAAGGGCAACACCCGACAUGAACACAGAAGACAGCCACACAACAGCUUCCGCCCCAAAAAUAAAAGUAGCACCAAAAAUCAAGAAGCCCCCUUGGGGACCAAAACCCCCGAGGCCAUGGCCCAUUCUGAAAAGCCACCACGGCGAAGACAGCAGCACACUUCAGACAACUCAGAGGCUAGGCCUUUCCGGGGCAGCGUUGGCCGAGUCUCACAGUGCAACCUCUGUCCCACAAGAAUAGAAGUGUCCCCGGAUGCCUCGGUGCUCUCCGUCCCUGCUGUGACCUUGGUGGCCUGAGUGAGGAGAGGAGCAGUACUCGCUCAGUUUCGCUCCCUUUCCGAGGUGCUGACCCAGCUCGCUGCCAAAAGAGAGUCAAUCAGAAUACACAGACCCCGUGCAUUGUGUAAUCCUCUCAUUACCAUUUUUACUAAUUACAGUACUCAGCUCUGCUUGCUUCGUAACUUUCAUGGCUUUGCUUGAUCGUUGGCACUUCCUCUCAUCGAGACCGCAGCAUUUAGCCAGGCGGUAUUCACUAUUUGUUAGGAAUCCAAGAUGUGACUGGAGACCUAGGCUGUAGCUGUGACAUCACUCCAUGGAUGGUCAUCCUUAGCGAGUUCAUGUGGGAGUAACCCUUUACCCAUCAGACAGACGUGGUCUGCUGAACACAUGUGCUUUUGUAGAAUUUCACAUCUGGUGUUUUUCUGGAAAAAAAAAAAAAAUAUAUAUAUAUAUACAUAUAUUGCUUUAUUUGAACAAAAUUAAAAUACGCUGCAUUUGA
Messenger RNA from Cavia porcellus (domestic guinea pig), 2622 nucleotides. It is a transcript of the gene Spats2l, whose product is annotated as spermatogenesis associated serine rich 2 like. Lineage: Eukaryota; Metazoa; Chordata; Mammalia; Rodentia; Caviidae. Gene Ontology annotation, cellular component: cytoplasm. The record is from RefSeq and is a predicted model, not a curated record. The transcript has 14 exons. Bases 633 to 2141 code for a protein of 502 amino acids. Gene Ontology annotation, molecular function: protein binding.